AUGUCAAAUGGUGUGUUCCAAAAGAACGUCUACACGGAUUCGAGCGGCGUUCAGCACGUCAACGAGACAGCCUACCACGAGGUUGGUCUGGCGUACUCUGGUGCUCAAUACACAUGGGAAAUCUUCAUGUGGUACGCAUCGUACAUUUCUUCCUUUGUUUGGUGUGGCCUGUUCCUGGGCCCCAAAGUAGUCAAGAUCUGGAAAGCAAGAAAAGCAGAGGGAGAGUAUCACCAAGAUAGGUUGAGUCAUAUUAUCCAACAGUAUCCGAGCCUCACUUUCUGGGAAUGGGUUCUGUUGACCGUUAUUCCCAUUGGCAUUUUGCUCGUGAUUGUCGCCACAAAGUCUGUUUGGAUGCCGACUUGGACUUACUUCGUCGCUCUGGGCUUUGGCGGUGCUUCUAUGCUGCCCAUGAGUCUGGUUUAUGCAAUGUCUGGUUAUUCGAUCAAGGUUGGCUUCUUUAAUGAACUUAUCUACGGCUGUCAGUUCAAGCGUAACAGAAAAUAG
Molecule: messenger RNA, 504 nt
Organism: Colletotrichum fioriniae
Lineage: Eukaryota; Fungi; Ascomycota; Sordariomycetes; Glomerellales; Glomerellaceae
Source: RefSeq, a predicted model, not a curated record